AUGGAAAAAUAUGCAUUAAAUCAAACAUCUUCAUUUGAUUUAAAUAUUGCCAGUUUUGACAUCCACCCCUCAGCUGAAUACCCUAUUUUCAUUAUAGGCCUUUUGGUUUAUUCAUUUUCUGUCCUCUCAAAUGUGACAAUCCUGGUACUGAUAGUUACUCAGAGAAGUCUCCACAGACCGAUGUUUUACAUCCUCUUCAGCCUGCCACUGAACGACCUUAUUGGAAUUACUGCAAUGUUUCCUCGUGUGCUUGUGGACAUUGUGGUAAAGAAAAACACUGUAUAUUACCCUCUCUGUGUCUUUCAGGGGUUUUUGCUCCACAUGUUUGGUGGUGGCACCCUAUUUGUAUUGGCAGCAAUGGCAUUUGAUAGAUAUAUUGCUAUAUGCAAGCCACUGAGAUACCACGCCAUCAUGACACCUCUAACUGUUGCUGGGAUAUUGUCGUUGGCAUGGGGAUUAGACUUGGCCUUGGUUUUGGUUCUGUUUAUCCUGCAGGCUAGAGUGCGAAGGUGUAGAAGUUUGAUAAUGAAUGUAUACUGUAGCAAUUUCUCUUUGCUAAACCUGUCCUGUGGAGAGGACAUUACAGUCAAUAAUGUUUAUGGAUUAGCAAUAACGGCAUUAAUGCAUAUCAUCACUAUAACAGUACAGCUCUUCUCAUAUAUCCACAUCUUAUUGACAUGUGUCUUUAACAAACAAGCAGAUGCCAAAACAAAAGCUGUGAACACCUGGGGGGUUGAUGGAAUACCCCCCUGCUUAGCACAGAUAAUAGUGUUUCUGAUUUUUGAGUUUGUUAGUUUGUUCACAAUACUGUCCUACCGGUUUCCAAAUAUAUCCUCAAAUGCCAGAAUGGUCUGUGGGAUGAUGAUUUUUCUGCUUCUGCCUGUUUUAAAUCCUAUUAUUUAUGGAGUGAAAACUAAAGAUAUUAGAAUAUCAUUCUUUCAGGUAGUUAAGAAAAGAAGGCUUUGUUAG
Molecule: messenger RNA, 969 nt
Organism: Sardina pilchardus (European sardine)
Lineage: Eukaryota; Metazoa; Chordata; Actinopteri; Clupeiformes; Clupeidae
Product: olfactory receptor 52B2-like
Exons: 2
Coding region: 1-969 (322 amino acids)
Biological process (GO): detection of chemical stimulus involved in sensory perception of smell; G protein-coupled receptor signaling pathway
Cellular component (GO): membrane
Molecular function (GO): olfactory receptor activity; odorant binding; G protein-coupled receptor activity
Source: RefSeq, a predicted model, not a curated record